Molecule: messenger RNA, 5220 nt
Organism: Oncorhynchus kisutch (coho salmon)
Lineage: Eukaryota; Metazoa; Chordata; Actinopteri; Salmoniformes; Salmonidae
Product: chromobox protein homolog 1-like
Exons: 6
Coding region: 258-959 (233 amino acids)
Cellular component (GO): nucleus
Source: RefSeq, a predicted model, not a curated record
AGGGAGGCACUGGAUGGCUAUUGUCUGUAGCUUUACGCAAAAACGAGGUGUCCUUUUAAAAUAUAUUACAAGCUGAUCUUUACAUAAGAUAAGCACAACAUCUAUAUAUAUUUUUUUAGAUAAACCAUUGGUGUAAUACUGGUUUUCAUUUGAUAAAAUUAACUCGAUUUCCGACAAUUCAUUCAUUAGAGUCAAAUCUCUGUAAAGCUCUGUUGACAAGGAACCCGCUGGUUCCACUGCCUUCUCCCAGCCUGAAAAUGAGUGAGCCUACCGCUACAGAACCCCCUAGCGAUGUGACCCCCAUUGUUACUACUGGUGUUACCACUGAAGGUGUAGAUCAACCUUCUACUAAUGCAAACGAGCCCCCCAAGGAAGAGGUCAAGUUGGCAGCAACAGCAGGGAAGAAACAGACCAAGAAGAAGGUGGAGGAGGUGGUAGAGGAAGAGGAGGAGGAAUAUGUGGUGGAGAAGGUGCUGGACCGACGGGUGGUGAAGGGACGCGUGGAGUUUCUGCUCAAAUGGAAAGGCUUCUCCGAUGAGGACAAUACAUGGGAACCGCAGGACAACCUAGAUUGCCCUGACCUGAUUGCGGAGUACAUGCAGAAUCAUCAUAACAAAAAAGAAAGUUGCAAGAAAGAGUCUGGUGGCAAGAGGAAAGCUGGCGAGUCUGACACAGAGGCAGGGGGUGAAGAAGGCAGGCCCAAGAAGAGGAAAGAUGAGGCAGAGAAGCCCAGAGGCUUUGCGCGUGGUCUUGACCCCGAACGGAUCAUUGGAGCCACGGACUCCAGUGGAGAGCUGAUGUUCCUCAUGAAAUGGAAGAACAGUGAUGAGGCUGACCUGGUGCCGGCCAAGGAGGCCAAUAUUAAAUGUCCACAGGUGGUCAUCUCCUUCUAUGAGGAGCGUCUGACAUGGCACUCCUACCCCACUGAGGAGGAAGAGAAGAAGGAUGAUAAGAACUAGCCACAGGUCCAGGAUGAACGGGAAGGGGGUACAAAGGGUGGGGUUUACAGUGGAGGGGGUCGGAUAGAGAAGCUGAUUUGUUUCAAAACCUUUCUGCAAACCCGGACUGUUACAACUAAAACAGAGGUUGACAGAUGGGUAGGGAUGAUACAACUUGGCAAGGAGAUGGGUUGGGGGGGGGGGCAUGGGUAAAUACAACUCCUAAGUCUCAAGAUCACUUUAUCAGGCCUCACUUUUAGGUCUCAUCAGCUAGAAUCAUGGGAUAAGUAGUUUUCAGUCCCUGAGCACUGAAUUGCUUCAAAAUCACCAGCUCCUCAUACUGUAGUUUCACCUCUGAAAAGCUUUUGUCAAGAUACACUUUUGAGUUAGCGAGGUAUCACUACAGCAGCUGAGUUUACAAAAUGGAAUGGUCAGAUUCCAAAACACGACCCAGCUAAAGUUCUCAGCUAAUUCAAUUGAAAUAGCCAAUCUUAAUUUCCAUUUUUUUUUGCGUGAAAUGUUGAAGUUGAUUUCUUGUCAGAACAUUAUCUUGUACCUACACAUCCCUCAUUGAGCAACUCACAGUGCUUUUUGUUUGUCUUAUUACUUUUUAAGAAACCUGUUUUAAGUGCUGGCACCUGCCUUCCCUUGCCAUAUCAUUAUCAUAUAAUGUGUAAAUAGUCGUGGUUAUAUUUGGUUAGUUUUAAUUGGUUAUGAGAGCGAUCUAAGAAGGAUUUUAUUUGAGAUUUUUGGGGAUGUUCAGACUAGAGUUAACCUAGAUUCUGGUCUUUAAGUGUUACACAUAGGAGGUGUAUAGAGUUGUGAACAAUGGUAUGGAGCAGGGUUUACAUUAGAAAAACGUGGUGCUGAACAUUUGGCUGGCAGCAUUUUAAUUUACCAGACAUUUGAGACAUUUUCCUGACCCAUAUGCAUUGUGUGCGUGACUUUAUUAGGGCUUACAGCCACAGCGCUCAGAAUGACAACAGCGUGCGUCCUUACCGAAUUCCGAUGCGCACUUUGAAGAGGUUAGAAUAACUGUCCACAUUUACUUUUCCUCAGCCAACAAGAUGAGUAACGAACAGCAAAAAUCCCUAGCCUAUGUCAAUAUACUAUUCCCCAUAGUAGAACAUUUGACCUAUUUAUUGGUCAGCUUGUCGUUCUGUGCGAGAAAGAAAUGGACUACUCCAGACAGACUCUGGGACAACAAAUCCCAAAUGCAUACAACCAGUAGGCUUAGGCUACUUAACAUGUUUUAUAAAAAUAACCUUCAAGCAAUGAAGUUGAUGCGAGAACAUUUAGCUUAAAAUGUUGAUUAAACUAUUAUUUCUUCACAUACAGUGCCUUGCAAAAGUACUAAUCCCCCUUGCUGUUUUUUUUCCUAUUUUGUUCCAUUACAAUCUGUAAUUAAAAUGUAUUUUUAUUUGGAUUUCAUGUAAUGGACACACACAAAAUAGUCCAAAUUUGCGAAGUGAAAUGAAAAAAAAAAGACUUGUUUCAACAACAAAAGAUCUAACAACAAAAAGCUGAAAGGUUGUGCGUGCAAAUGUAUUCACCACCUUUGCUAUGAAGCCCCUAAAUAAGAUCUGGUGCAACCAAUUACCUUCAGAAGUCACAUAAUUAGUUAGAUUGCACACGGGUGGACUUUAUUUAAGUGUCACAUGAUCUGUGUGUGUAUAUAUACACCUGUUCUGAAAGGCCCCAGAGUCUGCAACACCACUAAGCAAGGGGCACCACCAAGCAAGCUCUCCAAACAGGUCAGGGACAAAUUUGUGGAGAAGUCCAGAUCAGGGUCGGGUUAUAAAACACAUCCCACAGAGCACCAUUAAAUCCAUUAUUAAAAAAUGGAAAGAAUAUGGCACCACAACAAACCUGCCAAGGGAGGGCCACCUACCAACACUCUCGGACCAGGCAAGGAGGGCAUUAAUCCGAGGCAACAAAGAGACCAAGCUCCACAGCGGAGAUUGGAGUAUCUGUCCAUAGGACCACUUUAAGCCGUGCACUCCACAGAGCUGGGCUUUACGGAAGAGUGGCCAGAAAAAAAUCCAUUGCUUAAUUUUUUUUUAAAGCAAACACGUUUGUUGUUCGCCAAAAGGCAUGUGGGAGAGUCCCCAAACAUACAGAAGAAGGUACUCUGGUCAGAUGAGACUAAAAUUGAGCUUUUUGGCCAUCAAGGAAAAAUGCUAUGUCUGGCGCAAACACAUCACCUCCCAUCACCCUGAGAAGACCAUCUCCUGGUCCCGUUUUUCAACGGCAGGGACUCGGAAACUGUUCAGAAUUGAAGGAAUGAUGGAUGGCGCUUAAUACGGGGAAAUUCUUGAGGGAAACCUGUCUUCCAGAGAUUUGAGACUGGGACGGAGGUUCACCUUCCAGCAGGACAAUGGCCCUAAGCAUACUGCUAAAGCAACACUCAAGUGGAUUAAGGAGAAACAUCUAAAUGUUUUGGAAUGGCCUAGUCAAAGCCCAGACCUCAAUCCAAUUAAGAAUCUGUGGUAUGACUUAAAGUUUGCUGUACACCAGUGGAACCCAUCCAACUUGAAGGAGCUAGAGCAGUUUUGCCUUGAAGAAUGGGCAAAAAGCUCAGUGGCCAGCUAAUAGAGACAUACCCCAAGAGACUUGCAGCUGUAAUUGCUUCAAAAGGUAUUGACUUUGAAUAGUUAUGCACGCUCAAGUUUUCAGUUUUUGGUCUUAUUUCUUGUUUGUUUCACAAAAAAAUAUUUUGCAAACUUUGAAGUCGUAGGCAUGUUGUGUAAAUGAUACAACCCCCCCCAAAAAAACAAUUUAUAAAAGCACAUUUCACUCCAGCAGCAACAAACAGGCGGUUUGAGACGCUUUACCAGCAGCUCCUCCGUUGUCUGACCGAAUUUCUUUUUUUUUCCACUCAAAUUCGCCUCUGCAUCUGUAUGCUGUGUGCUUGUGAUAAAUAAGAUGCAUAAAGACUACAGAAAUACCAAUGCAGCAAUUUAAUUAUGCAAAUUAACCUAUAGACAGAUAAGCUUGACCGGUCAAAUGUAUUUGCAUCGACUGGUAUUUCCAUCAAUGAAUAAGCUAAAGAGCAUUAUUUUGCAAUGGGAUGUUUUUCCUUCUUCCUCACAGACAAUUGGCUAGCGGCAAUUUUAUUUAUCGGCUUUUCGCUUUUUUUAAUCGGACAAAAACCGUCUUAUUACCGGCUAACAGAAACCCUGGUAUGGAGCUACUAACUUUGUUGUGGAGCACCAGUAUGACCUAUGUAACCUGAGUUGUUUGUGGUUUCGUACCCAUGGUUAAAAAUAAUUGAUUGGUGUGAUCUACUUUCUUGCCAGAUAAUAACACCCUCAGAAAAGAGGCACCAAGUAAGAAGCUAGAGAUGAAGAUGCGAAAGAUAGGCUUUCACACAGAUGAAUCUUUCUUUGGAAAGCUUUAUUUACUAUAACACCCACAUAUUCUGUCCUUAUUUCUUGUCGAGCUAUUCCCACGUGCAGUUACAUGCUCACCAUUCACAGGCUGCCUUGAGGUGAUUGGGGCUUUUAGGAGGUUUGGUAUUGUUGUCAAACUGCACUGGAAAUACGUGGAUUUGGAUUAAGGUGGUGGGAAGGGUUCGGCUCAGUCAAGACCCAUGGUUUUAAUGUGGUUGCGAAGAUGAGGGAUGGACAAAACAAAUGGCAUUUUUAUUUUCAUUGCAAUGCAACCAAAUCUACCCCAAGAGGUAUACACAGAGGAAAAUGUAGUGUCUAUGCCUGGGCUCUCCAACCCUGUUCCUGGAGAGCUACCAUCCUUUAGGUUUUUGCUCAACCCUAAUCUAGCGCACCUGAUUCUAAUAAUUAGCUGGUUGAUAAGUUGAAUCAGGUCAAUUAAAACGGGAGUUGAUGAAAACCUACAGUUGAAGUCGGAAGUUUACAUACACUUAUGUUGGAGUCAUUAAAACUAUUUUUUUCAACCACUCCACAAAUUUCUUGUUAUCAAACUAUAGUUUUAGCAAGUCGGUUAGGACACAUACUUUGUGCAUGAUACAAGUAAUUUUUCCAACAAUUGUUUACAGACAGAUUUAUUUCACUUAUAAUGCACUGUAUCACAAUUCCAGUGGGUCAGAAGUUUACAUAUACUAAAUUGACUGUGCCUUUAAACAGCUUGGAAAAUUCCAGAAGAUUUAUGUAGUGACUUUAGAAGCUUCUGAUAGGCUAAUUGACAUAAUUUGAGUCAAUUGGAGGUGUACCUGUGGAUGUAGUUCAAGGCCUACCUUCAAACUCAGUGACUCCUUGCUUAACGCUAUGGGAAAAUCAAAAGAAAUCAGCCAAGACCUCAGAAA